This is a messenger RNA of Phaethon lepturus (White-tailed tropicbird), 624 nucleotides long. Its product is annotated as UNC119-binding protein C5orf30 homolog. The coding region runs from base 1 to 624 and encodes 207 amino acids. Lineage: Eukaryota; Metazoa; Chordata; Aves; Phaethontiformes; Phaethontidae. The transcript has a single exon. The record is from RefSeq and is a predicted model, not a curated record. Gene Ontology annotation, biological process: negative regulation of fibroblast migration; negative regulation of cytokine production involved in inflammatory response.
AUGGAAAUUGACAUAAAUGGAGAGUCCAGAACUACCUUAUCCACCCUCCCUGUGCCUCUUCCAGAGGUGAGUCCUGUGGGCAGGAUGGAAACAGAGAAGCCCCGCUGUUCCAGUACCCCCUGCUCACCAAUGCGACGGACAGUUGCGGGAUAUCAGAUCCUUCACAUGGAUUCUAACUACCUGGUUGGCUUCACGACCGGAGAAGAGCUGCUAAAAUUAGCCCAGAAGUGUACAGGAAGUGAAGAGAAUAAAGGGGAAUCUGGGCCAAACUUAUGCUCCAGACAGCUUGAUUCAGGACUUACACGUUCCUCCCGUUUGUACAAAACUAGAAGUAGGUACUAUCAGCCAUAUGAGAUCCCAGCAGUUAGUGGAAGGAGGAGGAGACGGAUGCCUAGCUCAGGGGAUAAAUACACUAAGGUUUUACCAUAUGAACCUUACAAGGCACUUCAUGGUCCCCUGCCGCUUUGCCUUUUAAAAGGUAAAAGGGCUCAUUCAAAAUCCUUGGACUACCUCAAUUUAGACAAAAUGAGCAUUAAGGAACCUGCUGACACAGAAGUGCUACAGUACCAACUCCAACACCUUACCCUUAGAGGGGAUCGUAUGUUUGCAAGAAAUAACACAUGA